This is a messenger RNA of Helianthus annuus (common sunflower), 849 nucleotides long. RefSeq names its product proline-rich receptor-like protein kinase PERK1. The transcript has 4 exons. Gene Ontology annotation, molecular function: protein kinase activity; ATP binding. Gene Ontology annotation, biological process: protein phosphorylation. Lineage: Eukaryota; Viridiplantae; Streptophyta; Magnoliopsida; Asterales; Asteraceae. Bases 214 to 726 code for a protein of 170 amino acids. The record is from RefSeq and is a predicted model, not a curated record.
AUAAAAAUGAAAAAUGAGAAAACCUUCCACAAGCCCUCUUUGUGUUUGGUGUUUACUCACCAUAUAGUGCCCAAAAUAGCCGUCCAUGUUAUAAUGAUGACCAAAAAUUUGAUGGGAGGUGUAGGUUUGUUUUCCUAAGUCUAGUUGCUUUAUAACUGUCAUGGUAUUGAACCAAUUCACACUGUAGGUGAACCUAAGAUCAUUCACCGCGAUAUGAAGUCUACGAAUAUACUUCUUGAUUGCAAUUUCGAGCCAAAGGUUGCGGAUUUUGGACUUGCUCGAUUCUUUCCCGAAACAAAUACCCAUGUUUCUACUCGUGUGAUGGGCACUUUUGGAUAUUUAGCUCCGGAGUAUGCUUUGACAGGGAAGUUGACUGAGAAAUCGGAUGUGUUUUCCUUUGGUAUCAUUCUUCUUGAAUUGAUUACUGGGCGUCCACCCGUUGAUAAAGAUCAAUUCUUAGAUGAUAACAUCGUUGACUGGGCAAGGCCAUUGAUGAAACGCGUGUUGAAGGAUGGCAAUUUUAGCUCAUUAGUCGACACAAGAAUGCAAAAUAAUUAUGACUGCACUGUAAUGGCUAGGAUGAUAGCAUGUGCCGCUGUUUGUGUACACCAUUUGGCAAGACGAAGGCCAUCAAUGAGCCAAAUUGUUGGAGUCUUAGAAGGAAACUUGACACUCAGGCAUUUAGAUCACCACAAUUGUCAUGAAAGUUCAGAUCACGACAAUUAGCGCUAGGAGUAGCUAUAAGGAACUAAGAACAACCCAUGAUCUUUGUCUGCCGAACAAAUAUUUUUAAUGUGUGUGUGACAUUGUAUAUUCUUUUGUCAUAUCUUAAUAUUCUUUUUAUUUUUA